Messenger RNA from Adineta steineri, 2889 nucleotides. NCBI's taxonomy places the organism in Eukaryota, Metazoa, Rotifera, Eurotatoria, Adinetida, Adinetidae. The record is from the annotation of a GenBank genome assembly.
AUGGCAGCAAAAUAUCCUUCAUCGAUUGAUCAAGAUAGUCUUUCAUUUCAUAGAUUUCUUCAAUUAUGCCCCAAAGAUCAACAAAAUCCUGGUUCAUGCCGUUUACUUGGAUGUAAUGAUCUUCAUAUGUGUGCUGAAUAUUUAUUGACUAGUAAAUGUAAACAAUUUGAAUUAUAUGGAAAAUGUUUACAUUCUCAUUCAUUUUUUACUGCACAUAAUCAAAAAAUUCUUGAAAAAAAAUAUCGAUUAUCACUAACAGAUGAACAUCUAUUCGAAAAAGUAUCCAAUAUGCUUCAAAUUUCAAUGGCAGAAAAACUUCAUUCGGCAGAUAAAAUACCAAAAAAAUUACAUUUAUCUUUCGCUAUAAAAAAUGAUCACGAUAAUCAUAAAUAUGUAAAUGUACAGCCAAAUAGUAUCGCUAUUGGACGUGGUCAUAAUGGACUAGCAAUAUAUAAACAUUCACCUGAACCAUCAUCUUCAAGAGGAAUACCACUUUCAUUAUCGAAUCAUCAUCAUCUAUUACCAGCACUUGAUAAAAGAAAUACUCUUACUCCACGUUCAUUACCACCAGAUAAACCAAGCCUGUUCGAAAUAUGGAGAUCAAAAUCAAUAGAUCUUUCUUCACAACCAAAAUCUACUAUGACUUCUCGGAGUCUACAUGUAAAUUCUGAUGAAGCCGAUCGAUCAGCUUUGACAAGUCAUUUUACAAAUGGAUAUACAAAAGCUCAUAAAAAGGAACAUCUAUUAUCAUCUAGUAGUAUUAAAGAUGAAAGAGUCGAUAGUUCUCGAGAAGCAAAAUCGUUUGCACCAUUUUCUUUUAAUACUUAUCAACAUAAAAAAGAAAAAAAUUCACCUGCAAUAAAUUCACAUGCUUCACUUAAACUUGAACCACAAAUAAAAUCAAUUUUUGCUAAAUAUCAUAAAAAUGAUGAAUUAUGUUUUCUUCAUGGUCCUGCUCGACGUCAUCUAGUUGAACAUGAUAAUUUUCAAAUAUCUCCAUCUGGUUAUUAUCGAUUUAGAAAUUUCGAUGAAGAAAAACGAAUAGAGAAAAGAUUAGAUUCAAUUUUAUCAAGUAAAUUAGAUACACAUCUUGUUCAACUUCCUACAGAUGAAGUUGCAUUGAUUAUUUUUACACCUACUGCUGAAAGUUUUUUUGAAGAAAUUCAACUCAAUUGUGCUAUUAUCUCUCAGACAUAUCGAUUUUCUUUUGAUAUUGAAGUAAUAUAUCCGCCAACUGCUGAUCAAAUGAAUGCAUUAUUUAAAACUCCAGCAAGUGUAAAUGGUAAAUUUCAUGUAACUGAAACUCAUUCAUCAAUCGAUGUCGUCUAUGGAAAUAUAGCCCAUACACAGGUUGAUAUGAUGGUAUGUGUAACAACAUCUGCUACAUUAUUGAGUAGUGUUAUUGCUCAAGCUGGUUCAAAAGUAAAAUCAGAAUAUGAAGAACGAGCUAAAUGGGAUAGCACAAUGCUUCUUGAUGGUGGUAAUACAUCAGCAAGAAAAAUUUUUUUCAUUUCAUGGGAAUUAGAAGUUCGUUCAGCGAAUAUAAUGCAAGCUCAACUAUCAUUAUCAGGAUUAGUCAAACGAUGUAUUGAUGAAGCAUGUCGAUUAAAUAUGAAAUCAAUAUCUUUUCCAUUAAUAGGAACUGGAGAAAUAGGUCUUAGUACAGCUAAAGUUUGUGAAGCAAUGGUUGGUGCAGCAAGUGAACGUUUACAUAGAUGUACACUUGAUGUAAUAUUUGUUAUUUAUUCAUCUGGUGAAAAUAAAUAUAAAAAUAAUUCAUAUCAAAUAUUUCGAACAUAUUUAAAUGAUCUUCGUAAGCAAAAACUCAAAUCAAUGGGGCCUGAACGUUCAUCUACAAUUCCUAUUGCAUCAUCUGCAUUAGUUCCUAUUCCAAAAAGUCAAUAUAUUCGUCGAAUUGCAUUAUGUAAACAUAUAGCAACUAUAUCAAGUGGAAUAGAUAUAGUUUCAGCUCAUAGAUUCUUAGUAACAUCAUUAGAAAAAUUAAUUGUACAAAAAACAUACGAUCUUUUUCAUGUUCAACCAGUAUUUACUAAUCAAAUUCAAUUACUGAUUAAUGUAUGUCUUAAAUAUCAAGUACUACCAUUUAUUAAUUUUCCAACAGGUGAAUUAAUACUUCGCGGUGAUCGUGAAUCAUGUUCACAAUGUUUUGCAAAUAUUCGAAAACCGAGAUUGAUUUCUAAAUAUAGUAUAUUAUAUGCAAAUGGACAUAAAUCUGAAGAGAUGAAAUUAAAUACUUAUGUCUCAUUGAAAAUUGAUGAAGCCCGAUCAACUAAUGAUUCUAGACUUCGUAUUCAAGAUGAUGGAAGAAAUACAUUUGAUUUUGAUUUAAAAACAUUGAAGGCACAUGUUAAUGGAGAUGUACAACCUGCUACACUUCAUAUGAAACAAUUAAAUAUUGAUUUGAAAACUGUUCCACCAACAAAUUGGUCUAGAUCUCCAUUAAUGAUACGAACAAUAGAAAUAUCACAUUCUUUAUUUACUUCAAUGGAAUGUGUUCGUCUGUUUGAAGAAACAAUGCCUCGAUCAUCAUGGCAUAUUGAACGAAUUGAUACUAUUGAAAAUUGGCCAUUAUAUGUUCACUAUAUUAGAAAAAAAGAUGAACAAGAACUAUUAGUAUUUCAUGGAUGUUCAUAUUCAUCUGUUCAAUCAGUAAUUCAUUAUGGUUUACAUUCAAUACAAGAUUCAAUUUGUUUAACUCGUGAUGCAUUGAAUAGUCAUAUUUAUGGUGCUCGUCGUUCAUCCGAUGGAAAAUAUUAUAUGUUCGUUGUUCAUUUAUCAAAGAAAAUGAUUGAUCAAGAACUUUUUCAUAUAUCAAAUAAGGAUGCUCAUUUAGCUUUUCCAACACAUUUAAUUGUGUACAAACAAUAA